This is a messenger RNA of Seminavis robusta, 2807 nucleotides long. Lineage: Eukaryota; Bacillariophyta; Bacillariophyceae; Naviculales; Naviculaceae. The record is from the annotation of a GenBank genome assembly.
UAUACUUUGUAAUAAGCUGAUGAGAAGCGCAGGAGGCGAAGAAGCAGUCACACAAUGGACCACAUCGAGAAGGAAUCUGGCCGCUCUUUGGGAACUGCAGCAGCAAAUGAUAGAAUGAAUACUUCCCUGGAACGCGUCCCCUCGUCCAAGAGCUUUGCUCUGUCUCGAGAAAACAGCUCCAAGAGCGUUCAUGAUCACCAAAACGAAGAUGACAGCACCAGAUUGAACGAGUCAUGGUUCCAACAAGUACUCACCAAUGCGCGGGAAUCAGCAACACAAACAAUAUCGGAUCCAAUGGCAGAAGCGACAGUCCGAGGGGCAGGGAUCGCUCCUGAGCCUCCUUCAGGAGCGAAUGCCAAAACAUCUCAUCAACCUGGUGACCCAUCAGACGAGAAAAAGGCCCCUGCACAAAAGGACCAUCCUGCUUCCAAAACUUCCAAGAGUACCAGCAGCACUGGAGAAGCCAGACUGCGCGAUGAGAAACACCCCAAAAGUGAAGCGGAAAAGAUAGUCGAAGGUUUUGAAAAUGGCGGCAGGGUUCCUGACCAUGGGAACAGCAAUAAUGGAAGGAGUAGGAUACUAGACAAUGAUACCAGUGAAUACGAUGAAAAGAGAAUCCUUUGCGAGAAGGCCUCGGGCAGCGAGCAGAACCAGCCAACACCACCGCCUACAGAACAAUCCGUGAAAAUAGGGAAAAUAUCCAGAGCGUCGGCAGGCAAUCUUGAAGGGGGAAACAUCAACGAAGAUAGCUCCGUUGAGGAAGUUCCUCCUCGGCGAUCAACCCGGGAAUCGGCUCCGGGUGCCUUCCGAUCGGACGGGACGGAGACUGUGCCAACUCAACCGGUACGAUACUCUCUCUUGGCAGCAUCCACCCAUGGGCAGAACGCCGAAGACGAAUCAGCCUCUAUGUCUCAGCUUGAAACCACCGCGGCGCCAAUCCCACCAUUGCCAGCUUCUUCAAACGGCGACAACAACAAUACAACCCGAGGAAGCUCCAACUUCCUAGUGGUGGCGAACCCAAUCAGUAGCCAUUUUAUGCAAUUGGCAGAGGAAGUCGGAAACAGCGACGACAGCCGCCGCACAAGUCAAGCAUCGGAGAAGUCCAACCUUUUGUUGGCUGGCACCAUUUCGGUGGUCCUCCUGGUGGGUCUGACACUGCUGUUGGUAGUCCUGCUGACGGGAACCUCGACCGACGACGACAGCAACAACAUUACCGGUACGGUUACCCCAGACGCCGGUCCAACCCCAGCACCAUCAUUGGGAAUUGAAACCUAUGUACAGUCAUUACUCCCGGAAUACACAGUGACAGCUCUUAGGAGUCCCUCAUCGGCACAAUCUUUGGCAUACCAAUGGCUCUUGGAUGAUCCAGCUCUGACAAACUACCCCGCUUGGCGUAUCCAACAACGUCUUGCACUGGCCAUCUUGUUCUUCUCUACAGAUGGGGACAACUGGAAUGAAGCAACACACUGGCUCAGCUAUGAUCACCAUGAAUGCGAUUGGUAUUCCAGCACUUUCCUUCGUUGGGAUCUGGCCAAGGAAGAGUUUGGCACCAUUUUAGAGGAUAUAAAACAAUAUUUUGCUGACAGUGUUUGUCAGGAAGGAAAAUACAAUCACUUGAGGCUGCAUUCAAACCGUCUCCAAGGUACUGUUCCUCAAGAGCUCGGUUGGUUGUCUUCACUCAAGACGCUUCUUCUGUUUAUCAAUGACAUCACUGGGAGCAUUCCCACCGAGAUUGGACAUUUGAAUGAGCUGGAGAUCUUUGGCUGUGUUGCCUGUUUCUUGACUGGCCAGGUGCCGACCGAAAUUGGUUUGCUCAGCAAUCUGAUAGGAAUUGGCGUGUAUGUCAAUCCUUUCCUGAAUUCUACGCUGCCAACUGAACUGGGCCUGCUGGAGAAGUUGGAAGCUGCCUACCUGGGGGGCACUGACUUGUUUGGAACCAUUCCAACGGAACUAGGGCAACUGACAAACAUAAUUUCAUUGUGGACAGGUGGCAAUGAGCUUGAAGGUUCCCUGCCAAGUGAGCUUGGCUUGCUCACACAAAUGAUGGAAUUUUCGGCCUCCAGAAACAACAUGACAGGAGAAAUACCACUGGAGAUUUGGUCCCUGCAGCACAUGUCACACUUGGAGUUGCAGUCCAAUAAGUUGGAGGGGUCUCUUCCGACAGAGAUAGGCCUCCUUACUUCGGCCACUUGGCUGAGUCUCUCAGAAAACAGCCUGAAGGGUUCCUUGCCAUUGCAGCUGUCCCAUUUGACAGGCUUGGAAGAGUUGUACCUGGGUUCCAAUGCCUUUACUGGCUCCCUUCCUUCAUCCAUUGGACGACUUCGCAACCUGACAAGGUUGGUUCUCUCCAACACGACACUGACAGGACAACUUCCUAGCGAGCUUGGGCUUUUGACAAAGCUGACUAGAUUGGAUCUGUUGGACAAUCCAUUCCUCACAGGCACCAUUCCAGAGGGUCUGUGUAGCCACGGUAUUCUCUUUACAUGCUCCGAAACUCUGUGUGGUUGUGACUGCAGUUGUACUGGAACCUAACUUCUAACGGUAGACUACAUGUACCAGUAGCUAGUUGGAGAAGCUUCACAGUAGCAUUCGGGCUCAGCGAUUCGACGCUAGCUAGCUAGCUAGCUAGCUACUAGGUGGCAGUUCUGCUACCAGUUUCUAUGGUGCAGUUCCAAGCUCAAGACGAGCAAUACAGCAGUCUGAAGCUUGGAGCAGCAGUUGUGGCUGACCACGGGGGUGGGGGCGUUCAUUCGCGGAGUUUCACUACAGUGUAUUGCAUCUACUAGGACCGCCAGUUUCUAUCGUGC